This is a messenger RNA of Microthlaspi erraticum, 888 nucleotides long. The record is from the annotation of a GenBank genome assembly. Lineage: Eukaryota; Viridiplantae; Streptophyta; Magnoliopsida; Brassicales; Brassicaceae.
AUGACACAGAGAGUUGAUGCACAAGGAGGAAAGGGAGGAUCUUUUUGGGACCAUGGCAUUAACAGUGGUGUAAAGAAAAUUUAUGUGGGAAGAGAUGACACUUGUAUUAGUUAUCUCAAGGUUGAAUAUUUCAGUGAUGGCACGGUGAAGUCACAUGCGCAUGGUAUUCAGGUUCACAAACUACAAGAGUUUGUUGUUGACUAUCCAAAUGAAUACAUCACAUCAGUCGAAGGAACUUACGCUAGUGCUUACGGUACUGCUGUUGUCGUAACGUCGCUUGUCUUCAAGACAUCAACGGGAAGAGUAUCUCCCAGAUUCGGAAACCCUGGAUUCGUGCUUAAGAAUAAUGGUCGGAGGCUUGUAGGGUUCCAUGGGAAAUCCGGCUUCGCUCUAGAUGCCAUCGGAGCUCAUUUUGCACCGGACUCAUCAUCAUCGAACUGGGCUCCGCCUAGGAAACUUGCCGCGCAAGGUGGUCCAGGAGGAGGAAUGUGGGACGAUGGAGUUCACAGUGGUGUAAGAAAAGUAUAUAUUGGAAGAGAUGACAGUUGUGUAACUAAAGUCAAAUUCGACUAUGUCAGCGCGGACAGUGAACUAGAAACACGUGAGCAUGGCCGGAUAUAUCAACAUCCACAAGAGUUCCUGCUUGAUUACCCAAACGAAUAUAUAACAUCAGUGGAAGGAACAACCGGAAAGACUCCUAAUUUUAAACACGUCGUCACGAGUCUUGCCUUUACAACAUCAACAGGAAGGACUUCGCCAACAUUUGGAGCUACUAAGUUUGUGCUCGAAGACAAUGGUCGUCAAGUUGUUGGAUUCCAUGGCAAAUCUGGAUUUGUUAUUGAUAGCAUCGGAGCACAUUUUGCUCUGCGCGCGCGACCACCUUCUUGA